This is a messenger RNA of Topomyia yanbarensis, 715 nucleotides long. RefSeq names its product GSK3B-interacting protein. Gene Ontology annotation, molecular function: protein kinase A binding; kinase regulator activity. Gene Ontology annotation, cellular component: cytoplasm. The record is from RefSeq and is a predicted model, not a curated record. Gene Ontology annotation, biological process: regulation of canonical Wnt signaling pathway. The coding region runs from base 130 to 567 and encodes 145 amino acids. The transcript has a single exon. NCBI's taxonomy places the organism in Eukaryota, Metazoa, Arthropoda, Insecta, Diptera, Culicidae.
CAUUGUUCACGAAUAGUUACUUUUCUCAUCCGUGUUUGUUGUUAAUAUCUAAAGGAAGGUUAAUAUUCUUCGUGAUAGAAAUCGAAUAAGCUAUUUUGAAUAAUCUACGUUUGCUAUAUCCAUCUGGCGAUGGGAGAGAACGAAGACUCUUACGAAAAAUUCUAUUCGGAACAGGACGAAACUAUUGACUGGACCAAGGAAGCCAACGGAGUAAUUCAAGAUAUCGCUCGUCACGCAAAGGAAGUUAAAAUUUCUGACCAGCUUCUGCCAACGGACACAGCUGCGUUUAUCAAUUUACGCACCUUGGAAGGUAUCGCAGUUUGCGUCAUGCUGAAUCAUGAAGGGCUUCAGAUUGUAAGCGAUCGAUUUGAUUGCAUGGACCAGCAGGAUCCGGAUAGCAUGAGAUUUGAAACACCCUAUUCGUUGCUUUCUCAUAUAAGUCCAGCGUAUGUCAACUCAUUUGGAAACUGUCUUGCGGAAGCACUAAGCAAGCAAUUGCAGGAUAGGUUAGCAGAUAACGGUAUCCAAGUGGAAAGUGAUGGUUUCGACUUGGAAGAUGGGAAGUAGUUUCUUAUAAGGCGUAUUAAAAUUCUGGUUAUGCUUUAAAAAGUUUUAUUUCGAUUUGUUUUACGUUACCUGAUGAAUCGAUAGGAAAUGUGAGUUUAAGCAUUAUAAAAAAUGUGCACUUUGUAAAUCGAACCAUAUUUAUUGAAAA